AUGUAUUCAGUUGAAUAUCUCCCCAGGCUAAACCAGUUGUCCGUUGAAAUAGAAGAUGCAGCUUUUGAUGCUAUCACUGGUGUAGGACUAGAGGAGGAAGGGAGGAUUAUUACUAUUGCCGUGAAAGGACAGGACCCCAUUAAGGUUAAAUGUCCCUUAGCUAUAGAAAGGGUGUCCCCACUAAGUUUAAAAGUUCAAAAUGACAGGCUUCUCAUCUCCUUGAAAACUCAUUCGCAAAUGGAUAUGAAAGUGGCAAAUGAUCUGUGCGAUGGACCCGAUAAAUGGUCCUGUGGGUGGCUAAACCAACGUACUUCGAAGACAGGCUCCAAAAACGAAUUUCAAUUUAGAUGCAGCAAUUGUCAAAACCAGCUAAUCGACUCAUUAGAAUUCAUAUUCAAAGACAUGCCGGGUGAUUACUGGUAUGAGCUUAUGGAUUUCUGGCAUUGCCAUAAACCGGAGAAUAAACAGCCUACGGAUAAAAAUUACGGGGUUUUGAAACCGAAGGACGAUAAAACUAUAGUCAUUGGCUCGUUCUAUCUUUUACAAAUUGUCAACCAGUCCUUAAAAUUAAAAGGGGACGGUGAUGAAGCUUUUUAUUUUUGUGAGAAUUGUCACCAACCUGUUGGUGAUAAAUUUCAAAACGUGAUACGAUUGUUCAAGUGGAAGUUAAGCCUUACUUACACGACAGGAAAUGGGGAAGCAAUUUCCACAUACGACCCACUCCUUUAUGCUGUUAAUCUAUUCGUUACCAAAAUACAGUCACUGGCUGUGAGAAAAUUUGUCGUAGAUGUUGAGGGAGAGGAUAAUGUGUAUUUGUGGAUACUCAAUACAGAUGUCGAUGUCACUGUAAACGGUCGUAUACUCCCAAAGUGCUUAAAAGUAUGGUGGUUUUCGGGUAAAAUUACGGCCAAUGCUGUCAACAGUUACGAGCAUACUGAAAUUCCAUACAAGGAGGUGAUGGAUAAGCUCUUGGCAGCAUUGCGAGAUAACACGAUAAACUCUAGUAUUAAUGUUGGUUCUAUAAAUUAUCAAGUUAGUUACAUACCGACUAUAAUUCCCACAUAA
Molecule: messenger RNA, 1065 nt
Organism: Lodderomyces margitis
Lineage: Eukaryota; Fungi; Ascomycota; Pichiomycetes; Serinales; Debaryomycetaceae
Product: putative polyadenylation protein
Exons: 1
Coding region: 1-1065 (354 amino acids)
Biological process (GO): proteasome-mediated ubiquitin-dependent protein catabolic process; protein autoubiquitination; protein polyubiquitination
Cellular component (GO): ubiquitin ligase complex; nucleus; cytosol
Molecular function (GO): ubiquitin conjugating enzyme binding; cyclin binding; ubiquitin protein ligase activity
Source: RefSeq, a predicted model, not a curated record